AUGUCGCAGUAUUUGGCCCUCCACGGUCUAGAGCCGCUGCCCAUUCAGAAAGGCGCUUCGUCGCGACGAGGCAUCGUCGACCUCGACUGCAACGUGCGGGAGGUGUGCGAGGUCGCCGCGCGGGACGCGCAGAGCAUCUGCGAGGACCACACGGGCUGGCGCCCUGUGGUCAGGAUAGAGGCGCACUCGGCGGUGGGCAAGGACCGGGUCCUCGGAGGCUUCGAGGGCCCCAGAGCUAUCCAGAGCUUUCGGCAGGACCAGGGCAUGCCGAAGAUGGCGUACAUCCCCGCGGCGCUGCGAUACAUCAUGGUGGAGCUGCUGAAGAACAGCUGCCGUGCCACGGUGGAGGCCGCGCGCGACAGUGGCCCGGGGAUCGAUUUCGACGUCGCGCUCCGAGGGAGGCCGAUCAGCAUCGUCGUGUGCGCGGCGAAGGGCAUCCCGUUCGAGGUGGGCUCCCACGUCUGGUCCUACCUCUACUCCACGGCCACGAAGGCUGGAGGCCAGACGCAGGCCACGGAGCUGGCUGGCUUCGGCGUCGGCCUACCGCUGUCGCGCCUCUUCGCGCGCUACCUGGGAGGGUCGCUGGACCUGAUCUCCCUGCCUGGGUACGGCACGCACGCCUACCUCUGGCUCCCCCGGCUGCUCUCCGAGCAGGUGGAGGUGGUGCCGGACGCCGAGGCCCCCGGCCCCGCCUACCGCAACAUCUCGGGACGCCGCGCGGCGGCGGGUCCAGCUCCGAUGUCGUCCCGCGGGCGGUGGCGGCGGGGCGCGGAGGGCCCGGAGCGCCGCGCCAGCGUGGACGGCCGCGGCUCCCACGGCGCAGGCCCCCGCGAUGCCGCCGCCGCCGCGCCGGGCCCCGCUCCCGGGGAGGCCGAGAUCAGCCGCCUGCAGGCCUUGGUGCGGGAGGCGGAGGCCGAGGUGGAGCUGAAGGACGAGCUGCUGCGGGCGUGCGCGCCGCUGGGGUGGCCCGGCCGCGAGGGCGUGGCGGCGCUGGAGGAGGAGGCCGCGCUGAUCGAGGAGGAGGAGGCGCUGGAGCCCGGCGCCGUGGCCAGCACUGCCAGCAGCGUGUCGACGGGCCCCUCGGGAGCGGGCCCCGGCACGGAGGCCUCCCUGCGCCCGCGGCCGGCGCCGCUGGAGGUCCAGCUGCAGGAGAAGGCCGAGCUCGUCUCGCGCCUUCGGCAGAGGGAGCUCUGGCUGGAGAACCAGCUCCACCGGCACCGCGAGGCCACCUCCGCGCCCUGGGGUGCGCUGCUGCAGGAACCGCUUGGGCCGAUGCCCACCCACGCCCACAGGGCACCUGCUUCCUGUCUAUUCUUCCUAGAACACCUUGACUAA
Molecule: messenger RNA, 1335 nt
Organism: Prorocentrum cordatum
Lineage: Eukaryota; Dinophyceae; Prorocentrales; Prorocentraceae
Source: the annotation of a GenBank genome assembly